Molecule: messenger RNA, 3033 nt
Organism: Aspergillus affinis
Lineage: Eukaryota; Fungi; Ascomycota; Eurotiomycetes; Eurotiales; Aspergillaceae
Product: oxidoreductase domain protein
Exons: 7
Coding region: 1-3033 (1010 amino acids)
Biological process (GO): termination of RNA polymerase II transcription
Cellular component (GO): mRNA cleavage factor complex
Molecular function (GO): nucleotide binding
Source: RefSeq, a predicted model, not a curated record
AUGUCUGGAUUGGCCUCCGAUGAGGUUGCCGAGGAUUACAAGAACUCCUUGGAAGAUCUAAUCACCAACGACAAGUACCAGAUCGGCAAUCUGACCGUCAUCGCCAAAGAGAACACGGAACACGCCAUGGCCAUCUCGCGCGUGUUGGAGAACCAUAUUCGAACAACACCGCCGGCCCAAAAGUUGUCUGCCUUGUAUGUAGUCGACUCAAUAGCGAAGAAUGUAGGGACACCCUACACUCUUUUCCUAGGUCGCAAUUUGUAUCAGACCUUCAUGAAUGCCUACACCUUGGUCGACUCCCAAACUCGCCGGAAACUGGACGAGAUGCUCAAGACCUGGAAAGAGCCGGUGCCGGGUUCCUUGGACACAAGACCUGUGUUUCCUCCGGAAACCACUCGAGGCAUCGAAAGUGCCCUGAUCAAGGCUAGAACUGCUGCCCUUCAGCAACAGCAGGCCCGGAGCCAGCAAGAAAUACUAGGCCGCGGUCGAGUCGCGACUCCUCCAGGCUGGACCAACAGCCCGACGCCCUCUCAAAAUAUGGCGCGACAUCCGUCUUCUGCCAAUUCCACCCCGCCCUUACCAUACCAGAGAAAUGGCACUGGCCACGGACUUCAAUCAGCGGACCCGCGCUCGACUCCGACUCCUCAGUCUCAACAGCACCAAACCGUCGACCUCUCGGCCUUAAACCAGGAUAUCGAAACGUUGAUCACGGCAGCCCGGAGCGACUUUGCCAACAAUCCUCUAGAUACGUCCGUGCAGCAACGGCUAAAGGCCCUGCUGGACCUCCAGGGGAUAUUGCAGCGCCAAGAGCUGACCCAAGAUCAGCUAAGGCUUGUCCGCCAUCAGGUCUCAACGCUUGCACCCAAGCCUGCUAUACCAACGCCUCAGAACCUCCUCCCGAGUAUCCCAGCCGUCUCAACCCCUACCAUGGCUACUCCACCGACCCAAACGCUGUCCCAGUCUUUGCAACAACUUCUUAACCCGGGAACCCUUGCCGAGUUGAUCAAGUCUACCGCUGCGCGCCAGCAACCAACGCCGCCACCUCCAGCUGCCAGUAUCUUGCCACAGAUGCCCACAAAUAGCAGCACGCCUCAACCCGCUGUCAACCCAGGCCCCGAUAAUCCACUCAUCGCCGCUCUUAGGGCCCGGGGCCUGCUGCCCCCUGCUGCUGGUUCACCGGCUCCUACGGCUCCUCCUUCGGGCGGUGCCCCAGCCUUUCCGCUUAUUGUGCCCGGUCAGAUGCGAUACACUCCCCCGGUCACCAACCCCUCGUCGAUGAACGUUUCAGAGAUUCAGGUAAAUGUUCAAAUGAACACUGCGUCCAUUAAGAUACCCCGCACCGCUUUAAUCGCUAGCCUUUACGAAUCAAGAUUAAAUCGAUGCGGAACUUGUGGUCGCCGAUUUCUCACCACGGAAGAAGGAAAAGAAAAGAAGGCGCGUCAUUUAGACUGGCAUUUUCGAACCAACCAACGCAUGGCAGAUGCCGCCAAGCGGGCUCAGAACCGCAGUUGGUACGUCGACGAAAGGGAUUGGAUAAAAUCCCGGGAGGCGGGAGAUGAUCAAGACCUUGUCGACCCAGAGGCCGCCGGUGAAGGCGCAACUGCAGGGGACAGCGGUGCUGCUAAAAAGGGCCCUCCAAAGCCGUGGAUUCGAGCCCCCAACGAUGCCACUUUGCGAAACACCCCUUGUCCCAUAUGUCAAGAGAAAUUCGAGUCGACUUGGUCCGAAGACGUCCAAGACUGGAUAUGGCAGGAUGCGGUCAAGGUCGGUAACCGCGUCUAUCAUGCCAGCUGCUAUGCCGAAGUCACCAAAGACGGACCGGCGCCCAUGCGCCGAGGCACGCCGUCAGGACGUACGGGAACGCCGGACUCCGUCCUGGGCAAGCGCAAGGUUGAGCCAGUCCCGCUAAUUGAUCCCGCAAAUUCAGCCUUUGUGAAAGACCUCUUGAGGGACCCCAACGUCCGCGGCGCCUCCGAUGUUUCGCACACCGUGGUCGCCGUUGCUUCCUCCUCCUCCCGGUCUCGCGCCGAGAAGUUUCUCUCCGAUACAGGCAUCCCGGCUUCCUGUGCGGCCUAUGGAUCCUACGCGGAACUCGUAGCCGACAGCAAUGUGGACGUGGUGUACGUCGCAACGCCGCAUUCUCACCACUUCCAGAAUGUCAUGCAAGUGCUGGAGGCCGGCAAGCAUGUUUUGUGCGAGAAGGCCUUUACCGUCAACGCGGCUCAGGCCAAGAUCCUAGUCGAGACGGCCCAGAAGAAGAAGCUGUUCCUGAUGGAAGCCGUCUGGACUCGGUACUUCCCGCUGAGCAUCCAGGUGCGCGAGUUGAUCCAGAAGGGCGCCAUUGGAGAGGUGCUCCGCGUCAUGGCCGACAACAGCUUCGGUGACAAUGUCGAGGAGAAGUGGGGGACGCAACAUCGCAUGGUUAACAAGGAUCUGGCCGGAGGGUGUUUGCUGGACCUUGGCAUCUACUCCUUGACCUGGGUCUUCCAGACGCUCUAUCACACACUUCCCCGUGACCAGCGGAAACCCCCCUCUGCUAUCUCGGCACACAUGACCCCAUACCACCUCACCGGGGCCGACGAAGCCACCACCAUGCUCCUUAGCUUCCCGACCACCACGCCGUCCAACCUUCCGCACCCAGGCCAAUCGCAGGCCGUGGCCAUGACGCACCUCCGACUCUCUACCGACCCCGACGAGCAGAAUUCCGCCCGUCCCGCCAUCCGCAUCCAGGGAACCAAAGGCGAGAUUCAGGUCGACGGACCCGCGUUCCGGCCCUCGCGGUACCGCCUCAUCCCCAAGAAGGGUGAAGGCGAGAUCCAGGAGGUCGAGUUCUCGUUCCCCGGGGAUGGCCAUGGUAUGUUCUGGGAAGCCGACGAGGUGGCGCGUUGUCUGCGGGAUGGUAAGCUGGAGAGUGAGACUCUGCCCUUGGAGGAAAGCAUUGUCAUUAUGGAAACCAUGGAUGAAAUCCGACGCCAGGGCGGAUUGGUUUAUCCGGAGAAGAUUGAGUCUACGGUCUACCCUACGCAGUUGUAG